Messenger RNA from Misgurnus anguillicaudatus (oriental weatherfish), 2066 nucleotides. RefSeq names its product CDK5 regulatory subunit associated protein 1-like 1 (gene cdkal1). The record is from RefSeq and is a predicted model, not a curated record. NCBI's taxonomy places the organism in Eukaryota, Metazoa, Chordata, Actinopteri, Cypriniformes, Cobitidae. Gene Ontology annotation, biological process: tRNA methylthiolation. Gene Ontology annotation, cellular component: endoplasmic reticulum. Gene Ontology annotation, molecular function: tRNA (N(6)-L-threonylcarbamoyladenosine(37)-C(2))-methylthiotransferase activity; 4 iron, 4 sulfur cluster binding.
CUCGCGCUUGCCGUUCCACGUCAAGGUUAAAGUUGAAACGAUCCAGCAUGGCGCUGUAAAAGCAAAACAAGCAAAGCAUAGAGGAACAAACAGAAGAACAGCUUGCUUAUUUGCCUCAAACCUUCAAGGAUUUUUCAACAUUUUGUAAAAAUAAACACUUGACGUCCAUCCGUAGAUCAUGCCGUCUGCUUGUGAGUCUCUUGUUGAUGAUAUUGAGGACAUGGUCUCCUCAAACGAGCCCACUCCUCAUGAGCGCCAAUUUGCCAGGAAAAGCAUUGUGCCUCGUGCACGAAAACUAAAGCAACAAGCUGCAGGUGAAGAGCUACAGGCAGACAGCGUUAUUCCAGGCACACAGAAGGUCUGGGUGAGGACGUGGGGCUGCUCUCACAACAACUCUGAUGGAGAAUACAUGGCGGGACAGUUAGCUGCCAGUGGCUAUAAGAUAACAGAGAAUCCAUCUGAUGCUGAUCUGUGGUUGCUGAACAGUUGCACAGUAAAGAACCCAGCAGAAGAUCACUUCAGGAACUCCAUCAAAAAGGCACAAGAGCAAGAUAAGAAGGUGGUUGUAGCAGGAUGUGUGCCACAGGCACAGCCAAGGAUGGAUUACCUCAAAAAUCUGAGCAUCAUCGGGGUUCAACAGAUUGACAGAGUGGUAGAGGUUGUGGAUGAGGCUAUAAAAGGUCAUUCUGUCCGUCUGCUGGGUCAGAAGAAGGAGAAAGGCAAGCGUCUGGGAGGGGCACGCUUGGAUUUGCCAAAGAUUAGGAAGAACCCACUGAUUGAAAUCAUUUCCAUCAAUACUGGUUGUUUAAAUGCCUGCACAUACUGCAAGACCAAGCACGCCAGAGGCGAUCUGGCCAGUUACUCUAUAGAGGAGCUCGUUGAGAGAGCCAGACAGUCCUUCCAGGAGGGUGUUUGUGAGAUCUGGUUGACCAGCGAGGACACUGGAGCGUACGGCAGAGAUAUCGGCACCGAUUUGCCAUCGCUGCUCUGGGAACUGGUGAAGGAAAUACCAGAGGGUGCAAUGCUUCGCCUGGGCAUGACCAACCCACCAUAUAUCCUGGAACAUCUGGAGGAAAUGGCAAAAAUCCUGAACCACCCACGAGUCUACGCCUUCCUCCACGUGCCCGUCCAAUCAGCGUCCGACAGCGUUCUAAUGGACAUGAGGAGAGAGUAUUGCUGUGCUGACUUUAAUCGGGUCGUAGACUUCCUAAAAGAGAAGGUUCCAGGCAUCACCAUUGCCACGGACAUCAUCUGCGGGUUCCCAGGGGAAACAGACGAGGACUUUGAACAGACGAUGGAUCUGGUGAGGCAGUACCGCUUUCCCAGCCUCUUCAUCAACCAGUUUUACCCAAGACCAGGAACUCCGGCUGCCAAAAUGGAGCAGGUUCCAGCACAAGUGAAAAAACAAAGAACCAAAGAGCUCUCUGCACUUUUCCACUCGUACAACCCUUACGACCACAAGGUUGGAGAAAGACAGCAUGUGCUGGUGACCGAAGAAUCCUUUGAUUCCCAGUAUUACGUUGCCCACAACAAGUUUUAUGAACAGGUGCUGGUGCCAAAGAAGUCCGAGUUCAAAGGGAAGAUGAUUGAGGUGGACAUCUAUGAGGCUGGGAAACACUACAUGAAGGGCCGUCCUGUGGAUGAUGCUCAGGUCUUCACGCCUUCCAUUGCUCAGCCUCUUCAGAAGGGACAGGUGUCUGGACUCUCUCAGGAGCUAAUGAUGACCCAUCAGAAUGGCCUCCACGUCCCGGUGGGUUCCUCUACGGGUCUUUCAUGGAGAUCGGAGGGUGCUGGACUUAAACUGCUUUUAUUGGGACUGGCUAUAGCUGCCAUAAUAUUGGCUUUAGUGAUUGAAAAGUUUCACUAACACCAGAAAUUCCCCUUUAAAUCUGGAUGAGGCCUUAAAGAGCGAGCAGAGCGCCAAGGACUCCACAAAGCUUGAAUGUUAAUUUUAAGAUUAAAGAUAAAUAUGUUAGUUAGGCAGUCUUUCUUUAAACUACUUGUAAAGGACUUUUAAUGCUUUUUUUAAUAGGAUUAAAACAUUUUUUGAGUGAUCGUGACAUUUA